Messenger RNA from Kluyveromyces marxianus DMKU3-1042, 483 nucleotides. It is a transcript of the gene UBC13, whose product is annotated as E2 ubiquitin-conjugating protein UBC13. NCBI's taxonomy places the organism in Eukaryota, Fungi, Ascomycota, Saccharomycetes, Saccharomycetales, Saccharomycetaceae. Gene Ontology annotation, molecular function: ubiquitin conjugating enzyme activity. Gene Ontology annotation, biological process: DNA damage tolerance; protein K63-linked ubiquitination. Gene Ontology annotation, cellular component: nucleus. The transcript has a single exon. The record is from RefSeq and is a predicted model, not a curated record. The coding region runs from base 1 to 483 and encodes 160 amino acids.
AUGGCAGCCCUUCCAAAAAGAAUCAUCAAAGAGACAGAAAGAUUGGUAAGCGACCCAGUGCCUGGUAUCACGGCAGAACCACACGAAGAUAACUUACGCUACUUCCAAGUGACCAUAGAGGGCCCCCAACAAAGCCCAUACGAAAACGGUAUCUUCAAGCUCGAAUUAUUCUUGCCCGAUGAUUAUCCAAUGGAAGCUCCAAAGGUAAGGUUCUUGACCAAGAUAUACCACCCAAACAUCGACAGAUUGGGCAGAAUAUGUCUCGACGUGUUAAAAAACAACUGGUCCCCGGCUUUACAGAUCAGAACCGUUCUUUUGUCCGUCCAGGCCUUGCUUGCGUCCCCGAAUCCGAACGACCCUCUAGCCAAUGACGUGGCUGAGGAGUGGAUCAAACACGAAGAUAGCGCGAUUGCAAAGGCAAAAGAAUGGACCAAACUAUACGCAACGCCAACUGAAACCGCAGGCGAAGCAUCAUCCGACUGA